This is a messenger RNA of Fomitopsis serialis, 271 nucleotides long. RefSeq lists its product as uncharacterized. The annotation marks the transcript as partial. The record is from RefSeq and is a predicted model, not a curated record. Lineage: Eukaryota; Fungi; Basidiomycota; Agaricomycetes; Polyporales; Fomitopsidaceae. The transcript has 2 exons.
GCUGAGCCACUGGGUGAGUUCGGGGCGGCCGUGCGUGCGUGCGACGCGUUUGCUGAUCCGUUGGUUGGUGCAGGGAAACAAGGAGUGGCUGUAGGGUAUCUGUAUGCUGUAUGCCAUGUCCUUCUCCAGUGAAAUGUCGCCGUUGUUCGUUGCUCUGCAUGCCCACUGUCCUCGGACACGAGCACAUGGAAGGUGGGGUUCCGAAGCCAGAUCUCGUCAGACCCGUCGUCGACCCUCCAAGCUGCAUGCAUGCAUGCGCUCCCGAAUCUGA